Molecule: messenger RNA, 1138 nt
Organism: Tupaia belangeri chinensis (Chinese tree shrew)
Lineage: Eukaryota; Metazoa; Chordata; Mammalia; Scandentia; Tupaiidae
Gene: BUD23
Product: BUD23 rRNA methyltransferase and ribosome maturation factor
Exons: 12
Coding region: 61-906 (281 amino acids)
Biological process (GO): rRNA (guanine-N7)-methylation
Cellular component (GO): nucleolus
Molecular function (GO): rRNA (guanine) methyltransferase activity
Source: RefSeq, a predicted model, not a curated record
AUGACAUAAAAGCCAGGCUCUGAGAGACGCCAGUACCCGGCGUGCUGCUGAAGAGUGAGGAUGUUGUCUCGCGGCCGGAGACCGGAGCACGGCGGACCACCUGAGCUGUUUUAUGACAAGAAUGAAGCCCGGAAAUACGUUCGCAACUCACGCUUGAUUGAUAUCCAGACCAAGAUGGCAGGACGAGCAUUGGAGCUCCUUUAUCUGCCUGAGGGUCAGCCCUGUUAUCUGUUGGAUAUUGGAUGUGGUUCUGGGCUUAGUGGAGACUAUCUUUCUAAUAAUGGACACUAUUGGGUGGGCAUUGACAUCAGCCCUGCCAUGCUGGAUGCAGCCUUGGACCGAGACACAGAGGGAGACCUGCUUCUGGGGGACAUGGGCCAGGGCAUUCCCUUCAAACCAGGUUCCUUUGAUGGUUGUAUCAGCAUUUCUGCUGUGCAGUGGCUCUGUAAUGCUAACAAGAAGUCCGACAUACCUGCCAAGCGCCUGUACUGCUUUUUUUCUUCUCUUUAUUCUGUUCUCGUUCGUGGAGGCAGAGCUGUCCUGCAGCUGUACCCUGAGAACUCAGAGCAGUUGGAACUGAUCACGACCCAGGCCACCAAGGCUGGCUUCACCGGUGGCAUGGUGGUAGACUACCCCAACAGUGCCAAAGCAAAGAAGUUCUACCUCUGUCUGUUUGCUGGGCCUUCAACCUUUGUGCCAAAGGGGCUGAAUGAAAAUCAGGAUGAAGUUGAGGCCAGGGAGUCCACCUUCACUAAUGAGAGGGUUCCUCACAGGGUUGUGCGGCGUGGGUUGGUGAGAAAGAGCCGGGAGUGGGUGCUGGAGAAGAAGGAGCGCCGCAGGCGGCAGGGCAAGGAGGUCAGACCUGACACUCAGUACACCGGCCGCAAGCGCAGGCCCCACUUCUAAGCAACAGCUAUGUCCAGCGGGCCACCUCUGGGGCUGCACAGUGAGAGAUGUGUCACCCAGCCCAGCACUUACCUCUGGAAAGUUUUUCUAUGUUGAAAUGCUUACUUCAUCAGCUGACCAAAUAGUAUUUUAGAAAAGUUCUAAAGUUCUACAAAUGUUUUAUUCACUAAAAAAUGUUUUGAGAGCACUUUAUUUUGUUUUAAAAGCAAUAAACCACUUUUGUGGAAUUCUA